AUGUCUUCGAUUUUAUCAUCAUCAACCAUCAUCUCCUCAGCCACGGCAACCUUUCCAACCGCCAUCCCCACAGGUACCAUAUCCGCACUCAUUGGUCACCCUCCCAAUACCACCAAUGACUACUACAUAGUCGCAUACCUCAACAAUGCCUUUGGCCGAAAAAUCUCUCCAAUGAAGGGAAUUACAAUCCCCCCUUUAUCACCACCAGAUUAUGUCUUCGAGUCCCGCUCCACCUCACUCCUAAUCGCCAUGUCCGUAUCCAUUUUCUUCAUGUUCAGCUUCACAGUCCUCCGUCUACUUAUCCGUCUCCUAAAUCGCGGUUUAGUACUAGGUCUCGACGAUCUCUUUAUAGUUCCCGGCGUGAUCCUCGCUAUGACUUGGCCCAUAUUACAGAUCCUAGCAGUCGUAUAUGGAGGCGCCGGAAAACAUAUUUGGGAUGUCACGUAUGAGGAAUAUGGAUAUUUUAAAAGAUAUACGAAUUUAUCCAAGACGUUCUUUUUCGUGUCCGCAGGAGUUGUGAAAAUUUCGAUUUGUCUUUUUAAUCGCAGACUUACUGCUAUGACGACGAGACGUUGGUUGUGGUUUAAUAAUGCCUUUUUGGUGGUUCUGGUUGUUUUUAUCUUGGUGUCCCUCUUCUGGACUAUCUUUUCGUGUAAUCCUGUAUGGGGCGGUUGGGAUGCUAUAAGAUUAGGAAGAGAAGGGGUUGUGGCUAAGUGUUUUCCGGUCAGUACUUUAGGGUCGGUUCUCAGUACGGUUCAUGUAGUUACGGAUUUUGGACUUCUGGCUGUCCCGCUCAUUGUACUGUGGAAAGUGAAGAUGGGUUGGAGGACAAGAGGGAGAUUGUAUGUUGUUUUUGCUGUGGGGGGAGCUAGUAUGAUUGGGAGUAUUUUGAGACAGAUUAAGCAGGCGGAAUUGGAAUCGGAUGUAUUGUGGUCCUUCAAAUCUCUAGUAGAUUGGACACUAGUCGAUCUGACUCUUGGCGUGAUCGCCGCCUCCCUCCCCGUCCUCUCAGCCAUCAUCCCAGCAAAAUGGAAAUCAAUGCAUACCUCCUCCUCCUACAAGUUUCCCUCCAACCACCGCUCGCAUCCUCUAUCCAAUGCAGAAAAUUUCCCACGCUCGAAAUUUACAGGGAAAAAUGGAAGAGAUAUAAUGGGUGGUCGCAGUGGAAGAAACAAAGGAAUUAAAAGUACACCGAGCGGUACUUUUGGAGAAAGCGAGGAAAAUAUCGUAAGGACGGAUGUUAUUGAGUUGAGUUAUCGGAGUAAAGUUGAUGUGGAUCAGAAAAAUGAUGAAGAAGGAGAAGAAGAGAAUGUGGGGAAGGAAGAGGGGAAUGGGGAAGGGAGUUCGGUGGGGAGUUCGGUGGGGAAGAUUAAGAGGAGUUUUUCGAGGAAGAGGAAUAGAGGGGAUUCGGUGGAGAGGGGCUUGGAUAAAGAUAGUGAUGCAUGGGGAGCAGGACAGUACGUCCGUCUCCGAAGAAAUAUGAAUCGUUUAUCACUUUUUUUUUCUCGUAUGGUGAUGUUUGUGCCUGUGAGCGUUAAGAUGAGAAGAAAGCCAUGGGUAUUUAGUGUAAAAUCAUUCAUCGGAGUAAUGUAUGCAUGA
Molecule: messenger RNA, 1599 nt
Organism: Sclerotinia sclerotiorum 1980 UF-70
Lineage: Eukaryota; Fungi; Ascomycota; Leotiomycetes; Helotiales; Sclerotiniaceae
Exons: 3
Coding region: 1-1599 (532 amino acids)
Source: RefSeq, a predicted model, not a curated record